AUGACAGAUCCAACCGAUCAAUCAACAACAACAACAACCACAACAACUACUGGAUCAACAGCAUCUAUAGAUCCAACAACAACAACUACUACGAAUGACCUCAGCAUGAGUGAUCUUGAUAGUAACAACAACAACGAUCAAAUCCCGUCAUCUUCCACUUUAUUUCCAGACGUUACUCCUACAAGCACUCGCCCAGAUCCACUUCCUUCUGAUCUGUUCCAAUCAACUCUGGCCGCUUCCAAGUCAUUGAUCUCCUCUGCCAUCGCCUCGGGUCAAUCGGAGAAUAAACAGGGGAUCGGUUACAUAGCCAACGAUAAUUGUAAUAUUUUGGGUUACGACUCAAAUUCAUAUAGUACCGGCUGGGCUGAAAAUGGGGAAAAUGAGAAAGAAAUAAAGAAUAUUUUUUAA
This is a messenger RNA of Heterostelium album PN500, 408 nucleotides long. RefSeq lists its product as uncharacterized. Bases 1 to 408 code for a protein of 135 amino acids. The transcript has 4 exons. The record is from RefSeq and is a predicted model, not a curated record. NCBI's taxonomy places the organism in Eukaryota, Evosea, Eumycetozoa, Acytosteliales, Acytosteliaceae.